AAGCUUAGACGUGUCCACAUAUUGUAGUGCUGUUGUCACUGUUGUAAGUGAUGAAAAACAGUCAAGACAAUUAAAUAUUAAUUAAAUGUUGCCAGUGUUCGCUUAAGAACUUCUUCUCUGUUUUAGUAAAUGUCGAUAAGUGUUAGUGUUUUUAAUUGAUACACCUACAACAACGUCGUGUUCGUGUGUUAAAAAAUUGACCUUCGCGGGAUUUUUAUUUUUAAUUAAUAGUAUCUAUCGUGGUGUAAAGUUAUUGAUAUGCUAACUCUUGCCGAAUUUAUAAAAAUGCCGCUUUGCAGUCCGGACAGUUCAAGAACUUCUGAUGAAGGAUUUACCGAAUUGGAUAACGCUAAUUUGACUCAUUUAAACGACUGUUUGACUAUGAUUUUGGAUUCGGAAAUGAACAUGGCCGCGAGCAAUAGCUCAAUGGCGGCGUCACUGGGCAACUCAACAAAUUCGGGGAAUACCGGUGCCGGCGUGCUAAGCCAACACUGCGCCAUCUGUGGUGAUCGGGCGACGGGAAAACAUUACGGGGCAGCCUCUUGCGAUGGUUGUAAAGGGUUUUUCAGGCGCUCCGUACGGAAAAACCAUCUUUACACAUGCAGGUUCAGUAGAAAUUGUGUCGUCGACAAAGAUAAGAGAAAUCAAUGCCGAUACUGUCGACUAAGGAAAUGCUUCAAGGCGGGUAUGAAAAAAGAAGCUGUGCAAAAUGAAAGAGACAGGAUAAGCUGUCGCCGACCAAGUUACGAGGAUAACACUCAAGGCAACGGUCUUUCUGUCAGUUCCUUACUUAACGCCGAAAUGCUUUCCAGACAAGUGGGGGCAGCACUAGAGCAGCAAAUGGGAUCAUCGCCAGUCAACGAUUACGAUUUAUCCAAUAAGCAAUUAGCAAGUAUCAAUGAUGUGUGCGAUUCCAUGAAGCAGCAGUUGUUGAUCUUGGUAGAAUGGGCUAAAUAUAUACCUGCUUUUACGGAAUUGCAACUCGAUGAUCAGGUGGCACUUUUGCGUGCACACGCAGGUGAGCAUCUCCUCUUGGGUUUAGCAAGACGAUCCAUGCAUCUCAAAGACAUCCUAUUAUUAGGGAAUAAUUGUAUCAUAACCAAGCACUGUCCUGUAGUGGUGUUACCAGACUCUCGGAUGUCACCAGAUUUGGACAUUUCACGAGUCGGGAGCCGCAUCAUUGACGAAUUGGUCAAGCCCAUGACGGAGGUCCAAGUCGACGACACCGAGUUCGCCUGUCUAAAAGCCAUCGUCUUCUUUGAUCCCAAUGCAAAAGGUCUCAGUGAACCGCAACGAAUUAAGGCCCUGCGUUACCAAAUCCAGGUCAACCUAGAAGACUACAUAAGUGACAGGCAGUAUGACAGCAGAGGACGUUUUGGUGAACUUUUACUGACUCUUCCCGCUCUACAAUCAAUCACCUGGCAAAUGAUUGAGCAGAUACAGUUUGCCAAAUUGUUUGGAGUGGCCCAUAUUGACAGCCUUUUACAGGAAAUGCUAUUAGGAGAACCUGUUCCAGGAGCCACGUUGGACACGAUAACGGCCCCAGUGCCGCUCUCCGCUAACGCUUACCAGACUGCCCAUAGCAACCAUAGCGAUUCGUCGGAAGACCCCAGCACCCCGUCAGCGGUAUCACAAUGUAGCAGUCCUAAUGAACCGUACCUGUCCAAUGGUAAUCUUGCCAGUCCGCCCGCGGUCGCAACCGAAAACGGUUCCAGCAUCCUGGUCCUCAGGGAAAUAACUCCCAUUGGUGGUGACGCUUAUCGGGUACCAUUCAAACAAGAACCAAAAAUGGAAGCGGAACAACAGUCUUUUUAGUGCUCACAAUAUAUUCGGUGCCAAGGGUGAAAGACUGAUAGCUAUUUGAGAGCUCAAGAACUUUUGUGAGUAGUGAAAUAUUUUUUUAAUACGUUGGUAUUUGAGAAACACAAUGAACGAGUAUUAAAACUGCAGUGAUUGUGAUCAUGCUCUGCCUCGUCUUACAGGACUGUUUAAGACGUUGCAAUUAUUAUUUUUAUUAUUAUCGUUAUUAUCAAUACACUAAUAAAUAUCAGGGAGUCUUAAGUUGUAGUAGAUAAUGGAACGUUUUACUUGAGGAUUGGGCACUACGCUUGUUGUGGCUGUGAAAAGUCGUACCAUUUCGUGUAGGUCAAUAGAUUAAUGGCGCAGCUAGUAAACUUAAAUUUUAUAACCAAAAUAAUUCGUAAAAAUUGAAAGUAA
Molecule: messenger RNA, 2217 nt
Organism: Agrilus planipennis (emerald ash borer)
Lineage: Eukaryota; Metazoa; Arthropoda; Insecta; Coleoptera; Buprestidae
Gene: Hnf4
Product: transcription factor HNF-4 homolog
Exons: 9
Coding region: 259-1815 (518 amino acids)
Biological process (GO): cell differentiation; regulation of transcription by RNA polymerase II; anatomical structure development
Cellular component (GO): nucleus
Molecular function (GO): nuclear steroid receptor activity; RNA polymerase II cis-regulatory region sequence-specific DNA binding; zinc ion binding
Source: RefSeq, a predicted model, not a curated record